Molecule: messenger RNA, 2226 nt
Organism: Uranotaenia lowii
Lineage: Eukaryota; Metazoa; Arthropoda; Insecta; Diptera; Culicidae
Gene: not
Product: ubiquitin carboxyl-terminal hydrolase nonstop
Exons: 4
Coding region: 467-2092 (541 amino acids)
Biological process (GO): protein deubiquitination
Molecular function (GO): cysteine-type deubiquitinase activity; zinc ion binding
Source: RefSeq, a predicted model, not a curated record
AAAGCUAUACCCGGAUAAAACAGACGAACGACAUUCCGCUUUUCACAAGAAAAAGAUGAUUUGAUUCAGUGUUUGCGAUGUUUUUUUGUUCCAAAUUUUCAUUCUGUUGUGAUCGCUUCGUUCUUCACACCUGGAUGAACGUCAGUCGCUGCUGAAACAAAAGAAAAUCCACCUGGCCGUUUAUUAUUGCUGGAUUUUCUCCAUCAAUAUCGGUUUGCGGGACUGCGGUUUGGAUGAAUCAAACUUGGAACCGUAAAACGAAAUCCGGUCGGCAGUUUUGCGCUAAACAAAGUAUUAAUUAUUCUUUUGAGGGUGUUCGGAACAUUUUCAACGGGAAAUGUUCAACCGGUUUAGUAUUGUUUAGUUUUUCGAGGUUUUAAAACUGAAGUUGUAUUACAAGACUGACGCCGGAAGUGUUCAUCGAUUUGGUUCAUAGCACAAAGUAAGGUGUUGACAACUAAUCAGGAUGUCCGAACAGCAUGGCUGUGCCCAUUUCGCCAGUUUCGUGAAGGAAUACGGCUUGGAGUCGUUCAGUGUGGUCCAUGCGUGCUUCAGCGUUUGCAUCAACAAGGAAGCCAGACGGCGGAAGGCCUUAUCCUGUCUGUGCUAUAAAUGUGGCGGAUCCGGUCCGCAGCUCUAUUCCUGCCUACAUUGCAUUUAUUUUGGCUGCAAGGGUGCUCACAUUGGUGAUCACUGCAAGCAAAACAAGCACUACAUAGUUUUAGAACUGUGCUAUGGUAUGUUGUACUGCUAUCAGUGCAAGGACUUCAUUUACGACAGCGAAUGUCAAGCUAUUGCCGAAAGACAUUUGAGGAAGGAGGCCAGAACCAUGAACAAAAGUCUAUCGUGGCGUCCGUGGUCCCCGACCAGGCUCGAAAUAGAGCUGCUGCUGAAGAAUCCGAAACGGCGUCACGUAAGUUCCUUCACCAGCAUCGGUCUACGAGGGCUGUUGAAUCUCGGAUCAACGUGUUUCAUGAACUGCAUUGUUCAGGCACUGAUACACACUCCCUUGUUACGAGAUUAUUUUCUCUCGGAAAGGCACGAGUGUACUGCGAAAACCGCUGCCAAGUGUUUGGUGUGCGAAGUUUCUCGACUUUUUCAGGAAUUCUAUUCCGGCGAAAGAGGGCCACUCUCGCUGCACCGUUUGUUACAUCUGAUCUGGAACCACGCCCGUCAUCUGGCCGGCUACGAGCAACAGGAUGCGCAUGAGUUCUUCAUUGCUACGCUAGACGUGUUGCAUCGUCACUGCAAGAUUUCGAUGAACGAAAUGGCCGCGGCAGCUGCAGCAGCAGCGGAAAAAUCCAAACAACAGCAACUGCCUCCACCGCCUCCGGACAAUAAUCCGACCCAGUGCAACUGCAUCAUCGAUCAAAUCUUUACCGGCGGGUUGCAGUCGGAUGUUGUGUGCCAAGCGUGCAAUGGCGUGUCCACCACAAUCGAUCCGUUCUGGGAUAUCUCCCUGGAUUUGGGUGAGGCUCAGAACCAGGGCUACGGAGGGCCACCGAAAUCGUUGAUCGACUGUCUGGAGCGAUUCACGCGAGCCGAGCAUCUGGGUUCCAGUGCUAAAAUUAAGUGUUCCAGCUGCAAAAGCUACCAGGAAUCGACCAAACAGCUGUCGAUGCGCACACUUCCAAUCGUUGCCAGCUUCCAUUUGAAACGUUUCGAGCAUUCUAGUCUGAUUGACAAAAAGAUCUCCACUUUUAUCUCAUUCCCGGCGGAGCUAGAUAUGGCUCCAUUUAUGUCCAAGAAAAAGUCUGAACAAUCAACCUCAGGGUCCACCUCGUCGUCGUCCUCAUCAAAAUCGUCGAAAUCGGUGGAUCGGAAGCACGGCAGCGCUACCACUUCCAACCAGACCGGUGAGAAUGACCCGGCUAAACACCACGACACCAGUGACUUUCGAUACUCGCUGUACGCCGUGAUCAACCACGUGGGAACUCUGGAUGCCGGCCACUAUACGGCCUACGUUCGACACCAGAAGGACACCUGGGUCAAGUGCGACGAUCACAUCAUAACGACUGCCACACUAAAGCAGGUGCUGGAUAGCGAGGGCUAUCUCCUGUUUUAUCAUAAGAAGGUUCUAGAGUACGAAUAAAACCGCGCCCGUCAACAAAUCGAAUUGAAAAUUCUGCAGAACCGCGGAGAAGCUGCCGUUUGACCUCGUCAUGUGUAAGUGAUUUGUGUAUUUUGCAGUUAUCCUACAUUAAUACAUCCUUUAUCAUGUUUAAA